CUAUGUUCUACGCCUCCAUUCGCCUCGUCGUCCUCUCUCAGAUAUUCGCUCAGAGAUUCUCUCCCCAUCGUCCACUUGGAUACGUUUCCUUCGGCGUCUCUCCCGCUAAAAUCCGAAUCGCUCCGCUGGGCUUUCAAUUUACCUCGGUACUGGUCGGGCAGCGGAUCGUGGCUUUGUAUUGGAGCUUCUGUGCUCUUCCUCUCGGAGGGUCUGAGAUUGGGUGUCCGAUCUCGGGGCAGGACCGUUUCUGUGAUGUGAUCUUUGUAUUAAUGGCGCUUCUGGUUUUCUGCAUGGAAGGAAAGUUUCGUGUUGCUCCAGCGGUAGUUAAAAGAGCUUGCUUUUCUUACCGUUCAUGGGGUCCCCGGAAAGAUAUGAUUGUUGAUUUCCAGUUGGAAAAAAAUAGCCCUAAAGAAUGGCUUCCCAAGCAAUAAUCAGACGGAAAAAGUACCUCUUGAGGCAUCUGAAUCUUCCUGCACGCUCAUGUUCUAGUUUCUUGAGAUUUGGGCUCGAAAGAUAUAGUCAUGAAACAGACACCAGGCCUCUACAUCAGGUAUCUGAGCAGAGCCGCUGUGAAGCUGAGAUUAGUGGAAGGAAAUGGAAUGUUUUGUUGGCAGGCAAAGAAGAAGAAUCACUGAGCUUUAGUCGAUGGCGUUUUGCUCCUUGUCCACCUGGUGGAAUUUCUGUUUCAGGAUUUAUCCAUGAUAGACGAGAGCUUGCUUUUCCCUUUGCUGUCAGAGGUUUAUCACAGUGCAUUCACACUGCAUCUACAGCCACAGCUGGUCGACCAGUAAUGCGUGGUGAGAAAGAGCCUAAUGAAGAUCUGGCCGAAAAGCAGAUUAAGGAAGCAUCUCCUGAGGAGUGCGAUCAGGCUGUGGAAGGAUUAAGCACUGCGAAAGCUAAAGCAAAAGCCAAACAAAUGCAAGAUUCCUCAAAGACUGCUCAAUCAUUUAUGCACAAGUUUUGGGCAAAGCUUCUGGGAAUUGGUCCUGCCCUAAAAGCAGUUGCUUCCAUGAGCAGAGCAGAUUGGGCUGCAAAAUUGACGCAUUGGAAGGGUGAAUUUGUAUCUACCAUGCAACAUUAUUGGCUUGGUCUGAAACUAUUAUGGGCUGACGCAAGAAUCUCUUCAAGGUUGUUGCUUAAGUUGGCUGCUGGAAAGAGUCUCACUAGAAGAGAAAGGCAGCAAUUGAUGCGCACCACUGCGGAUAUCUUUCGACUAGUUCCUUUUUCUGUUUUUAUCAUAGUUCCAUUUAUGGAAUUCCUCUUACCAGUGUUCCUAAAAUUAUUCCCAAACAUGUUGCCAUCUACUUUCCAGGAUAAGAUGAAAGAACAGGAGGCUCUGAAGAGGAAACUUAAAGCAAAACUAGAGUAUGCGAAGUUUCUUCAGGAUACUGUUAAAGAGAUGGCAAAGGAAGUUCAGACUUCACAUAGUGGAGAAGUUAAGCAGACUGCAGAGGAUUUAGAUGAAUUUUUAAACAAGGUCAGGACUGGCGCACCUGUUUCCAAUGAUGAAAUCUUGAAUUUUGCAAAAUUAUUUAAUGAUGAGCUUACUUUGGACAAUAUCAGCAGGCCUAGAUUGAUCAACAUGUGCAAAUAUAUGGGGAUCCCACCAUAUGGAACUGACAAUUAUUUACGGUUCAUGCUCCGAAGGAAGUUACAGAAGAUUAAAGAAGAUGAUAAGUUGAUCCAAGCAGAAGGUGUGGAAUCUCUUUCAGAGGAGGAACUUAGACAAGCUUAUACCGAACGAGGUCAUUUGGGCUUGCUUUCCACAGAGGAAAUGCGCCAACAGCUUCGUGACUGGUUGGAUUUGUCCCUUAAUCAUGCCGUUCCCUCUUCUCUCCUGAUACUCUCAAGAGCCUUCACUGUAUCUGGAAAGUUGAAACCUGAAGAAGCUGUUGUGGCCACACUAUCUUCUUUACCAGAUGAGGUUGUAGAUACAGUUGGUACUGUCUUGCCAUCUGAAGAUUCUAUUUCUGAGAGGAGGAGAAAAUUGGAGUUCCUCGAAAUGCAGGAAGAACUUAUCAAGGAGGAAGAGAAAAAACAAGUGAAAGAGGAGAAGGUGAAGAUGACAGAGUCUGAAGUCAUCAAUGAGGAUGUAGCAUUGAAGGAGAUGACUGACCCUACUGCUAGGGAAAAAGAAGAGUUGGCUAAAGCAAAAGCACUAGAAAAGCAGGAGCAACUCUGUCAACUAAGCCGUGCAUUGGCUGUACUUGCUUCAGCUUCAUCAGUGAAUAGGGAGCGGCAAGAAUUCCUUAGCCUUGUUGGUAAGGAGAUUGAUUUGUACAAAACAUUACUGGAGAAAGUGGGUACAGAAGGUGAAGAAGAGGCCAAAAAGGCAUAUAGGGCGGCCAGGAAGGAGAGUGAUCAUGCAGCUGAAAUAGCUGUUGGGCACAAGGUUUCGUCAGCCUUGAUAGACAAGGUUGAUGCCAUGCUACAGAAACUUGAAAAGGAGAUUGAUGAUGUAGAUGCUAAAAUUGGUGAUCGUUGGAAGCUACUUGACAGGGACCAUGACGGCAAAGUGACACCAGAAGAGGUAGCCACCGCUGCCAUGUAUCUGAAAGACACUAUAGGAAAGGAGGGCGUGGAAGAACUCAUUGGCAAUCUUUCUAGAGAUAGAGAAGGAAAGAUUCUCGUUGAAGAUAUUGUAAAACUGGCAGCUCAAACUGAAGUUGCCGAUGAGAAGUGAAGCCGAUAGCUGGAUCCUUUAGCUAAUCUUCUGUGAGCUUAUCGACUACAAACUUUUUUUUUAUAUACAUUUUUGUUCCAAAUAUUGUCUUAUAUACUAGUUACCAAUGAAGGUGCUUCAAUGUC
Molecule: messenger RNA, 2808 nt
Organism: Zingiber officinale
Lineage: Eukaryota; Viridiplantae; Streptophyta; Magnoliopsida; Zingiberales; Zingiberaceae
Product: mitochondrial proton/calcium exchanger protein-like
Exons: 16
Coding region: 413-2683 (756 amino acids)
Biological process (GO): intracellular monoatomic cation homeostasis
Cellular component (GO): mitochondrial inner membrane
Molecular function (GO): calcium ion binding; ribosome binding
Source: RefSeq, a predicted model, not a curated record